UGUAUGUAAAUUACAGCCAAUGGAUGCUGUUGUUGAGCAGGGCUGGGAUUAGAGACAGGACGAAUGGCUUUCAAUCUUACUGGGAUUAUAGAACAAAGGGACUCUGCAAUACACACACAAAAAGAGAGAUUUUAUUUUGGGAGGGGGUGGGAACAUUUCUUUCCCCCUGUAUCACCCCCUCUCCUCCACACAACCCUCUCUGCAGACAGCAGCCAAAGGGGCACUCAUAGAAGACAGAUAUAUACUGUAUAUAUAUAUAUUUACACUGCGGAUCGGGGGACGAUCGCUGCUCAUCUGGGAAGAAAUUACAACUCCCCCUUUACCCUGUACAGCAAGCCCCCUCCCCUCUAUUUUCAUUUUCUACGUUAAUUAAAGGAAGAAGCCUCAGAUCGGGGCUAAGGAGGUUGGUUUGGAGAGAAGCUCAAGCAGAAGUACUAGGACCUUUUUGCAAGCUAUAUCCUGCAAUGUAAGAGAGCUGGGCGUGAAGCGCAAUUAGCAAAAUUGGUCCGCCCUCCUUCCUGACUGAAAGCAACACAUGCAAAUUCACAUAUCUGGAGCCGUGUCAAGACAAAUAUGGCACUGGGAGGAAAGCCGUAUGAAGGAUCCUUAAACAACUAUAGACCUGAUCUGUGGAUUUCAGCUAUUCCUGGUGGGAAGGAUGAAAUCAUCACAAGUCUUGUAUCUGCCUUAGAUUCAAUGUGCUCUGCACUCUCAAAACUUAAUGCGGAAGUGGCCUGUAUAGCAGUGCAUGAAGAAAGUGCUUUUGUGGUUGGAACAGAGAAAGGAAGAUUUUUCUUAAACUCUAGAAAAGAGCUUCGAUCUGAUUUUCAAAGGUUCUGCGUGAGCCCCCAAAGAAAGGAACAAGAACCUGAUGCUCACACGAGGAACAGAGAAUGCCUCCAGAAUGUUCCACAAAUGUCCACUGGGCCACCUUCAGAUAUUUAUCUGCUCAGGAAGAUGGUGGAGGAGGUUUUUGACAUGCUUUACAGCGAAGCUCUAGGUAAGUCCAAUAUUGUUCCAGUGCCAUAUGACAAAAUUCUAAAGGAUCCUGGAUCAUUAAUAGUGCAAGGAUUUCCCGAUGGGAUCUCUUUACGGAAACCUGCUGAGUAUGAUGUGAAAAGCUUAAUGCUUAUUUUAGAGCACAGUCACCGCCUUAGAUUCAAACUGAAAAGGACUACCGAGGAACCUAGCAGAGAAAUUAAGUCCCCUGCAGACUUAAGCUGUCCUGCUGUUUCAACAACAAAAGUCAUACCAGACUCUGGUCUAAGCCCCAAAGUUGCCAAAUCAUCAAAUCAUGACAACACUUCCAGUGUCUCAAACUUUCUAUACAAUGUCUCGUUACCUAUCCAGCUUCCUGUGGAAGUGAAGCAAGAAGUUCAUAUGAGUGUGCAUGGGACCAACGCAGCCAAUGAACUGUUGAUCCAUCGAACACCAGGAGAUCAGAUUCAGGAUCCCUCAGACUGUUCUGGACAAAAAUCCUCACCAUCAGGCAACAGCCUUAGACAGAUUGCUCAUGCUUCUAAGCGCGUUCUCUUUUCAAUAGUGCACGACAAAACAGAGAAAUGGGACAGUUUCAUUAAGGAAACUGAGGAUAUCAAUACCCUCAGGGAAUGUGUGCAGAUUCUGUUUAAUAGCAGAUAUGCUGAAGCUUUAGGGCUUGAUCACAUGGUCCCUGUUCCAUACCGUAAGAUCGCGUGUCACCCAGAAGCAGUAGAAAUCAUAGGAAUACCUGACAAAAUUCCUUUCAAAAGGCCUUGCACCUACGGAGUUCCCAAACUUAAGAGAAUCCUAGAAGAAAGACACAACAUCCACUUUGUUAUCAAAAGUAUGUUUGAUCAGAGAAUUUUUGAAGGUGCUAAAUUUUCUCAAGAUGCCUCAAAAUCAGACGCUACCCUGGGAGAGGAGCCCUCCAGUGAAACGCAGCAGGUGACACCUCUGGACAUCCAUGGAUCUAUCUCCUCAUUCAUUGGGGGCAGAUCUUCAAAGAGCAGUGUUUCGGAUGAAUAUGAACCAGCAGGGACUUCGGGCGAGCAGAAUGGUGUAAAACAUAUAAAGAUGGAACCUGAAGAUCAAGAUAUAAUACAGAUCACUGUUCCAGAGCACACAUUUCAUGCAGAUGAAACCAGUGAGUGUAUUACGAACCACAUAAAAUCAGAAGAGCCAAGCUACAUACUGGACUCAGGAACAGUUUGUGAAAAUGGAUCCAUUGACAAUUGCAGGAAUGAAAAUAAACAUUUGGAUGGAAUUGGAGAUUUAAUAAGACAGCUGAGAAAACAAGUAGAAAAUGCGUUCAACACAAAAUACGCAAAAGCUAUUGGAGCUCCCGAGCCUGUCAAAGUGCCAUACUCUAAGUUUUUGAUGUACCCGGAAGACCUGUUUGUUUUGGGAUUGCCUGAAGGAAUUUCAUUUCGACGUCCAAAUUGCUUUGGAAUUUCAAAACUUAGAAGGAUAUUGGAAAGUAUCGAUGACAUUCAGUUUGUUGUUAAAAGACUGGAUCUGAUUUCUGAUGGGCUAAAAGACUGCCUGGUAGAUGGCUCUGGAACUCAAGGAACUAGUAACAAAGAUUGCCAUGACUCUGUAAUAGAUGACACCAGCAAGAGGCAUACCUUUCAAGAAGGGGACUUCAGUACAGUGGCAGAUGCUGACCUAGACACAGCUGACAUUUCCGGACAUAUCCCGUCCACUGUGACUGACGGCGUAGGAUUUCUGCAAGAGAACUAUGAUGCCAGACUCUCUAGAAUUGAUAUUGCCAACACACUGCGAGAACAAGUGCAAGACCUAUUCAAUAAAAAAUAUGGUGAAGCCCUCGGUAUCAGGUAUCCAGUCCAAGUACCUUACAAACGUAUAAAGAACAAUCCAGGCUCUGUAAUUAUAGAAGGUCUUCCUCCAGGAAUCCCGUUUCGAAAACCAUGCACUUUUGGGUCUCAAAACCUCGAAAGGAUAUUAGCAGUGGCUGAUAAAAUCAGAUUCACUGUAACAAGGCCUUUUCAUGGACUUAUUCCAAGACCCGAUGAUGAGGAUGCCAACCGACUUGGAGAAAAAGUUAUACUUCGAGAACGUGUUAAGGAGCUCUUUAAUGAAAAAUAUGGUGAAGCACUUGGCUUGGGUCAUCCUGUGCUAGUUCCCUAUAAACUAAUCAGGGACUACCCAGAUGCGGUUGAAGUAACUGGACUACCAAAUGACAUCCCUUUCAGAAAUCCUAAUACCUAUGACAUCAGCCGGUUGGAAAAAAUUCUUAAAGCUCGGGAAAACAUCAGAAUGAUUAUUAUAAAUCAGUUACAGCCAUUUUCUGAACUCUGCAUUGAGGCACCACAGAUACAUAAAGAUACAAAUGUUCCUAAACGGAAGCGGAAGAGGGUCUCAGAAGGAAACUCUGUCUCUUCAACGUCAUCCAGUUCUUCAUCUUCGUCAUCCUCUUCUUCUUCUAACGUAGAGCCCAUCUCUUCAGCACAUCCUAUGUCCUUAGUGCAAUGGCCCAUGUACAUGUUGGACUAUGGAGGUGUGAAUAUGCAGAUUCCUGGACACAUGACCUAUUAGAUCUCAGUUCAUGCAAGCUGACGAAAAAAAAUGUAAUUUAUGUACAAAUGAAAUGUAUAUGACAGUAUGUAUCAAUGCCUUUUAGGUGUUUUUUUCCAAUGAUUUUUACAAUAUGUUUCUGCCAUCCACAAAGGCCUUUUUUUGAAUAAAAAGUGUUGCCUUGUU
Pelobates fuscus (common spadefoot toad) is the source of this 3702-nucleotide messenger RNA. It is a transcript of the gene GTF2IRD1, whose product is annotated as GTF2I repeat domain containing 1. The record is from RefSeq and is a predicted model, not a curated record. The coding region runs from base 574 to 3537 and encodes 987 amino acids. Gene Ontology annotation, molecular function: DNA-binding transcription factor activity. NCBI's taxonomy places the organism in Eukaryota, Metazoa, Chordata, Amphibia, Anura, Pelobatidae. Gene Ontology annotation, cellular component: nucleus. The transcript is spliced from 29 exons.